Messenger RNA from Homarus americanus (American lobster), 7878 nucleotides. RefSeq lists its product as uncharacterized. Gene Ontology annotation, molecular function: chromatin binding. Gene Ontology annotation, biological process: pattern specification process. Gene Ontology annotation, cellular component: nucleus. The record is from RefSeq and is a predicted model, not a curated record. Bases 302 to 5461 code for a protein of 1719 amino acids. Lineage: Eukaryota; Metazoa; Arthropoda; Malacostraca; Decapoda; Nephropidae. The transcript has 15 exons.
CUGAGUCAGUGACAACAAGGGAAGACUCACUUGGUAAACUUUUAACCAUUUUAUCCUUUAAUUUACCUUUUCCCGCACUGACUACAAAGAUAACACAAGCCAAUGGACCACAGUUGCAUUUACCUAUGUGUAUGUGGAGUGAAAUAAGACAAGGAGUGAGAAAUAAUGUAAUAAAUAAGAAAGGACGCUGUGGGGGAAUGACCGGGAGGUGAGACCAAAUAAUCGGAGGGCAAAACUAUCUGUCACCACCUUAUUAAAGACCUCAUUCCUUCACCAUGUAGACCAGUGACACCCUCGUAAGAUGGUCAAGAGGAAGAGGACUCUCAGUAUUAAGGAGAACAGCGACAGUGUCAACCAAUCCAGCGAUGCGGACCAAAUAAAUGAAUACCCCAAGCGGCUGAAGACCCAUGGGAGUCCCUGGAGACCUGAGGAAGAUCUAGGAGGAGAGGAGGCGGCCCAGUGUGACCACAGCCCACUAGGGUCCCCGACAUCUCCCUCCACCACACAAGGGACAGUGCCAGAGAAGACAAUAGUUCCUGCAAGUAUCUCACAACCACUGCCAGACGUGCCUUUACCCACACCACCACCGGUUGUUACACAGACGCGACCGACGCCACAACUACGUACAAGUGCCAGAGUGCUUAACAAACAGCGCCGGGAGGAAAUCAAAGCGGAUCCCGGUCUCUCUUCCUCGCUGCUCAACAAGAAGUCGGAAUCUGCAGGGUUGGAUGGAGAAUAUGCUGAGGAGGAGGAUGCCCUUGGCGGAGGCAUCGGGAAGAAGAGAAGACGCCCCUGGGAACUGUGGUCGAUGGAGGAUAAGAACAUAUUUUUUGAAUCUAUAAAUGAAUGUGGGAAAGAUUUUGAGGCUAUACAGAAUUACUUGACGACCAAGUUACGGAAGAAAGGCGCUCCCUGCUGCCAGAUAAAGAACAAGGACCAGGUACGACACUUCUACUACCGCACCUGGCACAAGAUCUCAAAACACAUAACGUUCAAUGAAGGUGUGAAGAAGGCGACACAGGAACUGUAUGGGUUAAUUAAUUACGGGGAAUUGCGUAAGAAGAUUGGCGGUACGUUGGACGAGCGCAAAGCCCAGAAACUGCAGGAGCUGAUUAGGAAAGGUUCCACGAGUGUGAGGGUGAAGGGGAAGAGCGUCCGGGUCAGAACACCAAUUUGCCGAGCGUUGAAGAAACUGAACCAGAUCGAAGAAAACCGAGAGAAUGCAGUGUUGCGGGUACCAACGAGCAUCACGGUGGAGGUGGUCCCCGCGAGCGUCCACGCCUGGUGCCGGGUACAGGGCCUCGCUCAUAACCCUCGUGUCAGGGUCACUCUGCCACUACAGCGCCCCCUGGCAACCUUGAUCUCUCACUUGCAAGAAAAAUGGCGCAGCUCAAACUUAAAACUCCGUGACACACUCAGUUCUCGAGUCACGUUUCCCCUGGACCUGCAGACAGUGAACGAGCCAGUGCUUCGACUAACACCUGCCAAAGGUUACUUCGUUAAACCCAUAAAUGUCCAGCCUGAGGUCCUCCUGAAGAGCUCCUGUGUAUCUCUGUCAAGUCACGAAGCAAGACUGAGACGUCGGGGGGAGAAGUUGGGGAGGAGCAGCAAGAGAAAGGAAAACAAACAACAACAGGAGAAGGAAACGGAGGAGAGAGAAGGUGCUACGAGAGACUCAGAGGGGAGAGCUGGGGUGCUGGGGGGCGACGCAGAGAGAACUGACCCGGGUGGUGUGGGAGACGCUGACGGGAAAUGUCGGGAAGUGGAGGUUCUCGGCGGGGAGUUGGAGGACUUUGGGGAGGUGUCUCAGGAGGAACAUGAGGACUGUAGUGAUGGAGAGGUCGGCUGUCUUAACUCUCCUGACGGGGAUUCAGACGACUUGAUCAGAUUUUCACCAGAUAAGAAUCCCAACGCUUCCACCAUCCCCUUCAUUACCCAAGUGAAGGAGGAACCAAUAGACUCGGACGAAGUGAUGACCUCGACCAGAGAAGAUCUAGACCCAGAUAUUAAAGUGAAGGAGGAGUCGGAAGGUGAAUCUGGUGACACGCUGCGACAGUUGCUGGCGCUGGAGACGGUUGCCAGCGCCAGGGUCAUGGACGAUGAUGCCGAGGUGAUUUGUACUGGUGAGAGCACGAGACUCACCGCACACGUCGCAGAUGCACACAGAGGAUCAGCGUCUGCCAACCAGGUUGCAGCUGCGGAAGAGGAACGGGGACUCGCCACAUCUCCUGAACCCGAGGAGGAGGAGAGAAACCCCGGCACUGAACCAGAAGAAGGCACUGAACAGGACAUAGAGGCAAAGCUGCAGAAAAUCCGUGACGGCUUGACUAUAAACUCAGUGGGAGGGAUUACCAUUGGUGAAUUGUACCUGAUAUUUGGUCAAAACAAAAAAAUAUGCCUUGAAUAUGAAUUUGAAGAUCAAGUAAGUAAAGCUAAUGAAGAUGGUCAAGUAUUUAAUGGCAGCAGCAAUGUCUUGUCCAGUGAGAGAAAUGGUGUUUUAAGUCCCUCAAGAAUGGGUGGUGUAUCGACCUCCACUGAUCACUUAGCGACCAAGACAGUGAGUGACACAAGUGUACCUGACGUCCCUGGUGCUGGGAUGGCCGCCAACUUGGUUCUAGAAAAAGACAGACAAAGUCAGAUAAAGAAGAAAGACUCUGUGAAGGUAACAGAGGCAGAAGUAGACCAGGGAGGAAUAAUUUCUGACUCAAAUCUGACAGAGAAAAAAUGUUCAGCUGUGGAGAACCUGUCAGGUAUGUUGGCCCAGUUGAUGACCAUGACCAGAAUGAUACUGGCCAAGUCUUCAACAGACACUUGCUUAUGUGGCCAUAUUUGUGGCCGACCUGGAAAUACAUUGCGUAGCCCAACCAGCGGGCGUUGCCAGGGAACCCUGGGCAUUGGACGAAGUCCCGGGAAUACCCGCAGCCCGCGUACCGGGAAGGUCACAGUGCCGGGUGGCGGUCAAAGUCCACGUACUGGAAGAUUAACAGCGGCUGGUUGUCUCAGUCCUGGCAUUAACAGCCCGGGAUCCCUCCAGAGUGUAGCAUCAGCUGGGCGGAGUCCACUAGCUAACAAGUUGGCCAGGGAACGUUCUAAACCAGCCUCGGCAAAACGAUUAAUCCCUGAACAUCCGGAAUCAUCUUUAUCGCUGAUGAACGGCAGGCUGGGUGACUUGAGUACCGGCACCCUCAGUGGUGGACUAGAAGUGUCCUUCCUCACCCCGGUGUCUUCCACCGGAACCAACGCUACAACCACCACAUCUAUCAGUCAGGAUGUCUGUGGCCAACUUCCAGUGAACGUCGUUGCCACGGGAUCCCCGACACCGGUAACGGGACUGAGGGUCGUUCUUGGGACUGGAGCAGAAGCCGGAGAGUUCAAGGUUCCCAAUGGUCCGGCUCCUCGCCAGGCCCACGCCCAGCAGGCCAGCUUCAACGCCCAACUAAGUAAACUCCUACCACGGUACAACAACAGACCAGGAAGACGAGUGGUGAGGAAGAACGUGGUGGUCCAGCGUCAGUUGCCUCUACUGCCCAAGACUGUGAUACAGACCCCGGGUGUUGUCACAAUGAAGGUCCUGCAGAAUCCUACCCAAGAUAAGAUGAAAACUUUAGAGGUUGGUGGAAGUAGUGGGUUCAUCCCCAUCACCAUUGCUCCAUCUUCCCAUGGUGGAGGCACAGCAUCAGGCACCUUCAACAUGGCAAGAACUCAGCCCCUGGCCUCCUCCACACACUCUUCAUCUACACAUUCAGUUAGGAACUCAUUCAUCCAAUCAAUCCAGUCCUCUGUCAACCAAAAUGUCAUUGCCUCACCCGUUCAGUUAUCUGUUGUACCACAGCUGCAGCAGACGGCACCACCACCCAUUACACCACUUCCUUCAGCAGCCAAUGCCAUCUCAGUCAAUAUAUCGGGUCAACCGCUCCUUACUGUGGAAAUGCCCACCUCGGUUCCCGCACCGCCUCUAACCACAGAAUUGCCGAACAAACUCGUACCAGAUCUCUCGGAUGUUGUUAACUCUUCUAAUACAAUAAAAAUUAGUGCUUGUGAUACUUCUACUCUGGUGAAAAACACUCCUUCAGAUAAUAGUUUGUUAAGUUCCAUGGUCUCACAGGUUCUGAGUGAACUACCUGAUCUUAGCACACCACCGGGAACACCUCAGCCAUGCCACUCCAGGAGGUCCCCAAAUGGCAAUGGAAUGGCCAGUUUUGUAAGGAACUUGGAAGGUGGUUGUUCAUCUAGUACAUCAAUAAGUGUUUCUUGUUCACAGUUACCAUCCCCAUUGCACUUCAACUCCACCCUCUCAAUAGAAUCCAUACCUAGUCUCGGCGGCAGCAUGCUGAACAAUAACUCGCAAGUCACCUCUUUACCACCGUCACUAUCCUCUUCGUUGCCGCCGUGUUUGUCACCCCCAUCAUCGUCACCCACUCCGUGCGUCUCAUCGUCACUCUCGCCCAUCUCCACGCUGCUCACCCCCGCCAGUACACGUCACCUGGAGCUAUCUCCUCCUCCGUCACAGACCAAUGCUUUCACCUCGCUCCUCAACACACCAACAUCCCAAUCCAGCAGGAGCAUCACCUCCACGCCAGUCCACGAUAGAUCCCCGACAACACCUUCUAUUUCUGCACUACUGUCAUCUCCACCUGACCUCAGUAAAAGCUUCUCAAAUAUUCUAGCUUCUAGUGACCAAGGACAUCACCCAACAGUCACGGUAUCCACAGCUAAUGUCCCAGAGCUGCACAUUCCAGAAGGAAGUGUCGGUCUACCUCUACUAGACAUUUCUCUUGGAGGCACAGUCACUCUAGCAGACCAUACACCAGAUCUUCUGAGACCUGGAUGUCACACGGGGCUGGGAGUUAACCUCGUGUCCUGUGCACCAGUUACCACCGUCACUUCAGCGUCUGCCGCGUCAUUGUCUGCUACAGCCACCAUGAUCGGUGUGAACCCUGUGCAGGAGACCAGUAGUGACAAACUGUUAGACAUUACACUCGGGAUUUCCAAUUCCAACUCAAGCUUUUCCAGUUUACUCGCUGCUGCCACUCAGCCUCGUUGCCUUGACUCCUCGCUCUUAGAAAUAUCCUCCAUAGAGGGUGACGGUUGUAGUAUUGGCGGAGACAACGCCACCACCAUAGUGAACGGCACUGACGUGGGCAACGUGUCUGUUGUGGGAAUAUCUGGCUUUCCUGCGUUAUCCACCACGCCUCCCUCUCCACCAUCUUCCCCUUCACGUCUUCUUCAGCAGUCAGAUAACCAGUGGCUUAACAGUGAAGUUAAUGACUUUUCUCUCUCCAGUUUUCUCGGCCACUUUGAGUCGCCAGUGAAAAGCUCAAAUUCACGUGGGUCUUCUCAAGCCGCGCCUUCGGGCCCCUUUAUGCCCAGCCUUAGCUCGGUCUACAAUGAAAACAGUGUUGACUUUACUGCAACAUUUGCAGAGAUGAAAGCACAGGUGUCUGGGGUCUUUAAGCAGUAAUAUAUGUGAUGAAACUUUUCAUUGUGGUAAUAUGAAGGGGAUACUUUAUGGGUGUGACUGGUUUGUGUGUGUUUGUGUAAAUGCACAAAUUGAUGAACAGUGAGAAUGUCCACAUUGAUGUACAUGUGCAUGUUUGCUGUGUGCAUAUGUGAAUUAACCUGUUUUUAAAAAAUUAUGCUUUUAAGUUUAUGUGAAAUAUUGUUUUUGGUUUAAUGCAAAUCAAUUUAUUAUUUUAUGAAAUGGAAAUAUUGUUAAUCUUAUUAGACUAGCUCUCAGGGGCAAUAUGAGGAUAUAACAAAAUUAAAGAUUAGUUUCAUGUAGUACAGUAAAACAUCAAUUAUUCGGACACAUCGGUGCUUUAGAAAUUCAGAAAAGUCGGUCUCUGUUGUGUAUGAAUUAGAUAACUUUAAAACAUAUAUAUAUAUAUUCAGAAUUUGUUAUCAUUUCAUUCUGAUUUAACAGUCCCAUCAUGACAACCCAGUGGCUCAUUUGGAAAAUUUUUUGGGAAGGCAAAUGGUCCUGAGUGAUCACCCUAUAUGUACUUUACUCACACACUGUCGUGUUGCGUCAAGCAUGGGGAUGUUGCGUGGGUCACAUGGUCCACUUGGGUGAGAAUGUGAGGCAUGUGAUGGGUAUAUGUAUGGGGGUGUGUCACUCGGUUCACUCUUGUGCCUCACUUUGUGCACAUCUCACUUUCAUGUUCACUAUUAUGUUUAGUGCUUGUGGUCUGUACCAAUGACAGUGAUAUAGUCAGGCCACAAACAAGACCAUUCAUAAUUUUAGUCUUUAUUAACCACCUGAAGAUCAGCCCCAACUCCUAGAUAGUUUCAGGAUAAUAAAACUUCAGUCUAGGUAAGCUUGGGGGCAAAACUUCAGAUUACUUAUGGGGGCUAAUGUUCAGGUGAUCCACAAAGCUUGUCUACAUCACUGGUUUAUGGUGGUGUUAGGAGCUAGGUAUACAAGCACAGUAUUACACAAAAAAAAAGGAACAAUCAUGGAAUGUUCUGAUCUUGGUGACAGAAACUACAGCAAGAUUAUGGUAUGGAGACAAACAGACAAACACUAUACCAUUAUCAAGAACAAAGGGAAGAAAAUUUGCUAGUCAAUGGGAAACGGAGCUGCCCGAGUGAGGGAAAAUAUGAGAUGACACAAGAGGGAACUUGUCGGAGAAUACAACUUCAGUCCAGAAAAUAACACAAAGGACGUUAGGUAUUAUUACAUUACAUUGGUCUUUCAUUGUCAAGUAUUAUUUUAACACUAUAUAUUUGGAUUUUCUUUCAUCUAAAAUGUAUAUAAAGUAUUUGACUAAGAAUGGUAUUAUAAUAGUUUGUGAAGUAUUAAAGGAAUGUUUAGUUAGAUGAAGUUUUAUACUGUAUGUAGGGAAAAUAGAAUUGGGGAGGGGGAUGAUCGCAUUUUUCAGGUCCCCCUCUCGAUUAGUCCGAAUUAUUGAUGUUAUACUGUUGUCUUGUGUAAUCCCUUGCAUACAGUGGACGAGAGAUUAAUGUAGGGGGAUUAUAUUCUCGUAAAUUUGCACAAAUUGAUCGUAACUUCUGAUGAGAGUGAUUGGGGUGUGUUCCAGGAUCUCAGAAUUAUGUUACUACCGUCGGAAUUUCAAGUUUUUGUUAAGGAAGAUGUUGGUGAAUACUUUUGAAAGUUUUUAAGUGAUCGGUUACUUUCUUCUCUUGUCUUGAUGCCAUUUUUUUAGGUAGUUGAAGUAAGGCAAUCACACACACACUCACUCAGGGAUGCUGGGGUACUGGCAACACACCACAUCACCACCACCAGUGAAAUAAAGACAUUGUUUCUCAUUCAAUAUUCAUACUUUUUUCUUUUUCGAUGGAUGAAAUUUUGCUCGUAAUUACUGUACUACUGUACGUUUAUCUGAUGAUAUAUAGCACCAGAACAUGCAUUACACAGAGUGGAAGCCACACUCCUGAAAUUCUUGGUUUUAAAAUAUGUGAUGCGCCGUAUAGAAUCCACGGAAAUGUAAUGUGUAAUAAAUUGAGGGUUUGGCCUCUGUGUAUUAAAGCCGCUAGCCUGCUUGAUUUAGUAGUAAUUCAGGUCGGGUAAAUACUGGAUGCACGGGCCUGAUGCCUUCGUCCAGAACAGUUAUAGCAAAAUGGAAUAGAUUUUUUAAGCUUGUAUAUGAGGGUAUUGUACUGCACUGUAUAUAAAAAAAAGGGAUAAAAUUCAUUAAAUUUUGUAAGAAAAAUAAACUAGAAUUAUUUUGCAACAAAAUUAGUUCCUAGGUGGAGCAAAGCAAGAAUCUCAAGUAUUUAUCAGGUUACGAGGUUUGAGGUCACGUGAGACUGUUGGCAAAUUGCGACUACAAAUCUGUAUUGAAAAUUUGGGUUAGCUUAAGUUGGUGGAUCAUGACUAGUGUGUGUGUGUGUGUGUCAGAAACUGGAGAAAUGUGU